Hippopotamus amphibius kiboko is the source of this 1660-nucleotide messenger RNA. RefSeq names its product histone H2A.V. Gene Ontology annotation, cellular component: nucleosome. The record is from RefSeq and is a predicted model, not a curated record. The coding region runs from base 150 to 536 and encodes 128 amino acids. Gene Ontology annotation, molecular function: DNA binding; protein heterodimerization activity; structural constituent of chromatin. The transcript is spliced from 5 exons. NCBI's taxonomy places the organism in Eukaryota, Metazoa, Chordata, Mammalia, Artiodactyla, Hippopotamidae.
GGCAUUGGCCGGGGUGGCGCGAGGCGGGCCCCGGUUAUUGUCCGGGCUCCGGCGGCGGCGGCGGCGGCGGCAGCGGGGGCGGCGGUCGGUGCUGCGGUAGCGGCGGCGGCGGCGGCUCGGCGGGACCGAGGGCGGGAGCGGCCGAGACCAUGGCUGGAGGCAAAGCUGGAAAGGACAGUGGAAAGGCCAAGGCUAAGGCAGUGUCUCGCUCACAGAGAGCUGGGCUACAGUUUCCCGUGGGCCGCAUCCACAGACAUUUGAAGACUCGCACCACGAGCCACGGAAGGGUUGGUGCCACUGCUGCAGUGUACAGUGCCGCAAUUCUGGAGUACCUCACUGCUGAGGUGCUGGAGCUGGCAGGUAAUGCUUCCAAGGAUCUCAAAGUUAAGCGGAUCACUCCGCGCCACUUGCAACUUGCAAUCCGUGGUGAUGAAGAGUUGGAUUCUCUUAUCAAGGCCACCAUAGCUGGGGGUGGUGUGAUCCCUCACAUCCACAAGUCUCUGAUUGGAAAGAAGGGACAGCAGAAAACUGCUUAGAGAGUUGUUUUAACCAACCCUCUUUCUCCCUGUCAUUGUACUGUAACUGGGACAGAAGAAAUAAUGGGGAUAUGUGGAAUUUUUAAAACAGUUAAAUGGAAAAGCAUAGACAAUUACUGUAGACAUGAUGAAAGAAACAUUUGUACGUUCUUAGACUCGAGUUUGAUAAAAGUACCUUUUCAUGUGGCAACAGUUGUGUGUUGAUUGGCUAGGUUUCUCCCAUGUGUUUUAUACAAAAAUGGAAUUGAUAAACCAUUUUUUAAAAAAAUAAUUUGUCUCAAAACUGUUCUGUUUGUGCUGUGUUGCAAAUAUUUUGCUGAUACUUUGACAUUUUUAAAAUUUCAAAUUAGUUAUAUUCAGAAAAAUUUUAAAACAGCAAUUGGGAGUCUACUUCUAUCAUGAUUGAUACCAUAUUAUAUUGAGUCUUAGAUGCUACCUAUUAGUAGUAUGCACUUUUUUACAUACCACUAAAGGAAAAAACUGCCAAUUAAACCAUGAUAUGCCAUCAAUUAUGAGAUGCAUCCCAAUUUCAGAGAUGUUGGAAUAUGAACAUGCAUUUAGAAUUGAUGAAAUAGGAUAGUGGAAUUAUUUGAAUUAUUCAAUGAGCACUUACUGUGUGGUGGGCCUUGUGCUAAGCGCUUUACUGAUGAAGAAAUUUUAUUACCCCCAUUUUAAAGAUGUGGAACCUGAGGCUCACAGAAGUUAAACGGCUUGCCAGAAAACAUUUAUCUAAUAGAAAACGGCAGAACUAGGAUAUAAACCUAGAUUUGGAUGACUCCAGAGCCCACACCCUUACCUAGAAUUGAAGUUAAAGUUAUCAAAGUUGUCUGCUUUUGGCUUAAAAUUCCAGCUUUUAGUGAUCUUUUAUUGAUACAGUAACAUUUCAGUAAUUUGUACAAUAUUUUAAAAAUUAUUCUUCUUUGUCAGUUUCUAAGUAACUGUUGUAAGAUUUAAGUUAAUGUACCAGUUAACAGUCCAUCAGAAAAUUAUAUUUUUCUGGAAGUCUUCAUUAAAAAAUGGAAAUCUUUAAUGUUUUAUAAUACAACAGUAUCAAAACGAAACUCUUAUUUUAAAAAACUUAUUUUAUUAUGGAAAUUUUUGAAAAUAAAGAGACUAGUAUAAUG